Elaeis guineensis (African oil palm) is the source of this 2252-nucleotide messenger RNA. Lineage: Eukaryota; Viridiplantae; Streptophyta; Magnoliopsida; Arecales; Arecaceae. The record is from RefSeq and is a predicted model, not a curated record.
GUCUUUCCUUCUGGAAAGAGUGGUUAGCAACGCUGGUGUUCCCUCCGACCACCCAAGAAAUGUUACAAGCGUGCGAGUGCGAGACGGAACAAAUAAGGCCGGUAAAAGAAAGCAAUAAGAGUCCGUCUCUUCCCCCUCGUUUCCCCCAACCCCAAGUCCCGGCCAAGCUCGCCCUUCGAGGGUUUCAAUCCCCCUCGAAAUCUACCAGUUCCCGUCUUUCCUCCUCUUCGAUUCUUCUGUCUCCUCUCUCGGUUCCCCCCAAUCCCGCUUUCCUUCCCUUGCUCCCUAUCCAGAUCGCUCUUCUGCGAUAUAUCGGCCGAGUUUCUGAGAGGAAUCAGGGCGGAUUGGGCGAGGGAUUUGGGUUGGGGUUGGUGGGGCGCAAAUGGGAAAAGGUUCGAAGACCGUAUGUCGGUCGGCGUCCCACCAGCUCUUCAAAGACAAGGCCAAGAACCGGGUGGAUGACCUUCAGGGGAUGUUCAGCGACCUCCAGUCCGCCCAGAUGCUCCGCGAGUGGAAGGCCGAGUUUAACGAGUCCUCUCCGCUUCCUCUUUCCUCGUUGCCGGGGAAUACUCAUGUCUCCUCAGAACUUCCGUCAGAAACCCUCCGGCUGUUGCAGCUUAGUGAGGAGGAGGAUGAUGCUACAAGCAAGCUCGCUCUGCCAGCUCCUGGGAAGGCAAAGGCCGAGCCUUUAGAUGUGCCCUCAGAACUUCCGUCAGAAACCCUCCGGCUGUUGCAGCUUAGUGAGGAGGAGGAUGAUGCUACGAGCAAGCUCGCUCUGCCAGCUCCUGGGAAGGCAAAGGCCGAGCCUUUAGAUGUGCCCGAGCCUUAUGUUGAAGAAAUUCAAGGUGGAGAAACUGCUGUCUUUCAAGAGGAUUAUUAUGUGAAUCAGGAACUAACAGAACAUGAAUUUCUUUACGGCGAACGAUACAAAAGCAACCUUCACGCUGGAACAGACCAUGCCAUCAUAAAUUGCUUGGACAGGACUGCUCAUUUGGAUUACCAACAGUUCAGUCUGCACCAAGAACUGCACCAUAAUGUGUAUCUUAAUACCAAUAGUAGUGAGCAAAAUGGUGAGGAUGUGUUACCCCAUAUGUCAGACUUGCUGCCAACAAUAUGUCCUCCACCAUCUGCAUUUUUAGGGCCAAAAUGUGCACUCUGGGACUGUCCUCGGCCUGCUCAGGGAUCAGAGUGGUGUCAAGAUUAUUGCAGCAGCUUUCAUGCUACAUUGGCACUGAAUGAAGGUCCUCCAGGCAUGGCACCUGUGCUACGUCCUGGUGGUGUCGAUCUAAAAGAUAGUCCACUUUUUGCAGCUCUUUGUGCAAAGACACAAGGAAAAAAUGUUGGUAUCCUAGUAUGUGAAGGAGCUGCAACUGCAAAGUCUCCAUGGAAUGUUCCAGAGCUUUUUGAUCUGUCUGUUCUUGAGGGUGAAUCAAUUAGAGAAUGGCUCUUUUUUGACAAGCCAAGAAGGGCUUUUGAGAGUGGGAAUCGAAAGCAGAGGUCACUGCCAGAUUACAGUGGCCGUGGUUGGCAUGAAUCUAGGAAGCAGGUUAUGAAGGAAUGUGGAGGCUCAAAAAGGUCCUACUACAUGGAUCCACAACCGCUAACCCACUUUGAGUGGCAUCUCUAUGAGUAUGAGAUCAGCAAUUGUGAUGAUCUCGCUUUAUAUAAGCUAGAAUUCAAGUUUGUUGAUGCAAAGAAAAGUUCCAGAGCAAAAUUGACAGGCACUUCACUUGUUGAUCUGCAGCGGCAGAUGGGAAGGCUCAAUGCAGAGAAUUCUGUGGAUAACAAGAAAAAUACCAAGAGUAGGACAAAAGCUAAUCAGAAAGGCAUUGCUGAAAGUAUGUAUUCAAGUCCACACAUAGCUAAUCAGAAGGAGAAUGUGCUAAACUUCUAUCAUGCUUCCGAUCAGAUGGUGUCUUUAAAUGAGAACUCAGCUUAUGGACCUAGUUUCCAAUAUGUGUAUUCUGUUGAAAAGGACUGUUAUGGAACAUAGACAAGGAGAGAAACAUUAGGCAGUCAGGGACCGUCCCAUAAUGAUGGUUUAUGAACUGAUUUUUAAAUUUCUCCAAAAGAAAUAUAUUGGCUGUGACUUUAUGACAAAUAUUCCCUGCUCAGGUUUCGGUCUUUUUAUAGCAUCAUGUCAACUGUAUUAACUUUAUACAUGGUGUCAGCAUGUGCAGGAGACCAUUUGGCAGCCGGGCAUCUAAGCUCUUGAAUGCUAGAACAUGACAGUGAUCAUGAGUUGUAACUAA